Messenger RNA from Rotaria socialis, 1143 nucleotides. Lineage: Eukaryota; Metazoa; Rotifera; Eurotatoria; Philodinida; Philodinidae. The record is from the annotation of a GenBank genome assembly.
AUGGCCAUGGCACAUCGAAAGGCAGAGACCGAUACUCAAAUGAGUGUUUGGGCAUUCAAACCAGCAGCUCACCCAGCUACCUCGUAUCCAUCGAUCAAUAGUACUUUCCAACCUGCUACUACGGAAGAUAUUAAAGCAGAAAAUUCGAAAAGCGAUCCAUUGAAAUCUAUCUCAUUGUGGUCGUCUUUUAAAUAUGGUCUUACCGUUGGUAUAUUGUUCGGUGGUACAAUAUUCGCUAUAGUUCUUACUAUCUGGUUGAUGUCACCAUCAACUGCAAUCGAAAAAACUACAUCAACAACAACAACGAGUACAACAACGACGACUACAGCAACAUUCUUUUCAUGUGGUUAUUCGUGCGUAGGCCAAACAUGGGCUUCGACAAUCAAUCAACUCGCUCAAUGGUCAUUUGAUGGAACCGUUCGUGAUAAUACAAACAAUUACUUGACUUCUACAAGCGUAACUCCAACAUUUAUUACUGGAUACAAUAAUCAAGCGCUUUUUCUCAAUUCUACAUUGAACCCAUCGCUUUCGACAUCAUAUAUUCCUUUGGGAAAUACUAGUUUUACCAUUGAUGCCUGGCUGUAUCCUACGACUUUUUCGAAUUCAUCCGACCAAGUUCUAGUUUCCAUGUGUCCUGUGAUUAACAACAGCAGUUGCUUGUACUUGGCUAUUCGCAGAAAUAAUUCGAACCACUAUUUGAGUUUUGGCUUCUACAACGAUGACUUAUGGGGAGCAACUAUCUUAUCACUUAAUCAAUGGAUUCAUGCUGCAUUCGUAUUCGACAUCAGUGCGUUUCAACAAUCGAUCUAUCUCAAUGGAUUUCUCGAUAGUUCGCGCAAUACAUUCAAUCCAUUACUAGCGUUUUCAGGAAAUUUUUGCAUUGGCUACAAUUCAAUCAUGUUUCUGGGCAACACAUCGUUUGAGGGGUAUAUAGAUCAACUGUCAGUAAGUUCUCGAGCCAAGUCUUCUUGUGAAAUACUCGAAGAGGCUUCACUCGAGGCAUGGCUUACAUUCGAUAAUGGAAGAUUGCCACUUCUCGACAUUGGACCCUAUUCAUUAUCAGUUACUGCCUCCGCAUACACCAUAAUAUCCGGUCGUUGGUCUUCUCCAGCAAUUUCGUUACUUGGCUAUUCGCAGAAAUAA